AUGAUAAGGGACUCACAGUACUGUAUUAAGCUGCCUGGGAAAAUCGUUUUGACACAGUCAAAUUGCUUUUCGAACGGCGCAGAUUUAUUGGCUAGAGAUAAUGAAGGCUCGAUGGCCCUACAUUUUGCUGACGAGUGUGGUCAUCUGGAUACAACCAUAUUCCUUCUUGAACAGGGCGUACAAGUCGAUGUUGGUGAUAACGACAACAGCACGCCACUGCAUUUGGCCGCCAUGGCUGGCCAGUUGGCCGUUGUGGAAUAUCUCGUGAAACUCAGCGGUGAUGUCAAUUUCAAAGACAGCAAUGGUCGCACGGCAUUGCAUUUUGCUGCCUGGAACGGACGCCUGGAUAUAAUCAAUUUCCUCCUUGAAAUAGGUGCCGAUUUAAAUAUUAGAGAUAUAGAUGGCCUUACGGAACUGCACGUUGCUACCGUUAAUGAUAAAUUCGACACAGCUGAAUUCUUACUUGAAUUGGGUGUAGAUUUUUGUAUUGAAAAUGAUGCCUGGUAUAUUAUCGCGAAGUAUGGACAAUUAUCGGUCGUUGUCGAAAGUCUCGUGGAAACCUGCGGUGAUGUCAAUAUCAAAGAUGACAAUGGCCGAACACCACUGCAUUUUGCUGCUGCAAAGGGUCAUGUGGCUGUUGUUGAAUUUCUCGUAGAUGUCAACGAUGAUGUCAAUAUCACGGGCGACAACGGACGCACGCCGCUGCAUUUACCUGUCUCGAAUGGUCGCUUAGAGACAGUUAAAUUCCUUCUUCAACUAGAUGCAGACAUCAAUAUUAGGGAUAAAGAUGGCAACACAGCACAGCAGCUCAACGGUCAUUUUCUUCAGAUUAUUUUCAUGACUAUUUCUAUGCUCACACAUAGUUCUUCCACUUUAGUUUCAUGCACCGAGAAAUGCAGCUUUACGAUAUUAUCGCCGGACAGGAAGUAUCACUAUUUAGAAGUCAUGGCAUGUCAAAUAGGUAUCUAA
Molecule: messenger RNA, 969 nt
Organism: Anoplophora glabripennis (Asian longhorned beetle)
Lineage: Eukaryota; Metazoa; Arthropoda; Insecta; Coleoptera; Cerambycidae
Product: putative ankyrin repeat protein RF_0381
Exons: 2
Coding region: 1-969 (322 amino acids)
Biological process (GO): protein localization to ciliary inversin compartment
Cellular component (GO): ciliary inversin compartment
Molecular function (GO): protein binding
Source: RefSeq, a predicted model, not a curated record